AACACAUCAUAAGCAACAUGGGGGCACAUCUGUCACAUGAUCCCUCUACACCUGGGGGGAGUUUUCCCGAUCGCUCACCUCCUGUCACCCAUCAUCCAGAUCAUAGAAAAAGAACUCACACAGGAAAGAAGCCAUAUCUGUGUUCAGAUUGCGGGAAAUGUUUCACCCAGAAGUCCUCUCUCAUAUCCCAUGGACGGAUUCACAUUGGCAUGAAGCCGUACUCCUGUUCCCAGUGUGGAAAAUGCUUUAACUCAAAUUCCCAUCUUCUCCGACAUCAGAGAAUCCACACCGGGGAGAAGCCGUAUUCGUGUUCUGAAUGCGGGAAAUGUUUUACCACGAGCACCGCCCUUGUCAAUCACAAGAGAACUCACACCGGGGAGAAGCCGUAUAUGUGUUCCGAAUGCGGGAAAUGCUUUGGAGCAUGCUCAGCUCUUAUUUAUCACAAAAGAACUCACACCGGGGAGAAGCCGUAUUCAUGUUCGGAAUGCGGGAAAUGCUUUACUACAAAUUCGGCUCUUGUUUACCACAAGAGAACUCACGAAGGGGAGAAGCCGUAUUUGUGUCUGGAAUGCGGGAAAUGUUUCUCUGAGAGUUCAGCUCUCGCUACCCACAAGAGAUCUCACACAAAGGAGAAGCGGUAUUCGUGUUCGGAGUGCGGGAAAUGUUUCAGUAGGAGUUCCACUCUUGUUAAUCACAUGAGGACUCACACUGGGGAGAAGCCGUAUUCGUGCUCAGAAUGCGGCAAAUGUUUCACUUUGGGGUCCCAUCUGGAGCUACACAAGAGAACGCACACGGGGGAGAAGCCCUAUUCAUGUUCGGAGUGCGGGAAACGUUUUAGCCAGCAGAGCAAUCUUAAGUUUCAUAGGAGAAUUCACACUGAGAAGAGGCCUUAUCUGUGUUCAGAUUGCGGGAAAUGUUUCACCCGCAAGUCCUCUCUUGUUUACCACAGACGGCUUCACGUAGGCAUAAAGCCGUAUUCCUGUCCCCAGUGCGGAAAAUGUUUCAAAACAAAGUUCCAACUUCUCCAACAUCAGAGAACUCACACCAGGGAGAAGCCGUAUUCAUGUUCUGAAUGCGGGAAAUCUUUUUCUACGAGUUCAAAUCUCGAUUUUCACAAGAGAACCCACACAAGGAAAAAGGCGCGCUCAUGUUUAGAUUGCGGGAGAUGCUUUACCACGAGUUCAGCUCUUGCUAAUCACAAGAGAACUCACACCGGGGAGAAGCCGUAUACAUGUUCAGAUUGCUGGAAAAGUUUUGCUACGAGAACAAAUUAUGUUAAACACACGAGGACUCACACGGGGGAGAAGCCGUAUUCGUGCUCAGAGUGCGGGAAGUGUUUUACUGAAAGCUCGGCUCUUGUUACUCAUAAGAGAAUUCACACCGGGGAGAAGCCGUAUUCGUGUUCAGAUUGUGGGAAAUGUUUUACUGCAAAUUCGGGUCUUGCUUCUCAUAAGAGAAUCCACACCGGGGAGAAGCCGUAUUCAUGUUCGGAAUGUGGAAAGUGUUUUAGUAGGAGUAGAAUUCUUAUUAAUCACAUGAGAACUCAUACAGGGGAGAAGCUGUAUUCAUGUUCAGAGUGUGGGAAAAGUUUCACUCUGGGAUCCAGUCUUGAGUUACAUAGAAGAAUCCAGACCGGGGAGAAGCCCUAUUCAUGUUCAGAGUGCGGCAAAUGUUUUACUGCGAAUUCAGGUCUUGCUUCUCAUAAGAGAAUCCACACGGGGGACAAACAGUAUUCAUGUUCAGAGUAUUGCGGGAAAGGUUUCACCCACAAGUCUUCUCUCGUUUCCCACGGACGGCUUCACGUAGGCAUAAAGCCGUAUUCCUGCCCCCAGUGCGGAAAAUGUUUCAACACAAAGUUCCAACUUCUCCAACAUCAGAGAACUCACACCGGGGAGAAGCCGUAUUCAUGUUCUGAAUGCGGGAAUUCUUUUUCUUCGAGUUCAAAUCUUGAUUCUCACAGGAGGACCCACACAAGGGAAAAGGCGCACUCAUGUUCAGAUUGCGGGAGAAGUUUUACCACGAGUUCAGCUCUUGUUAAUCACAAAAGAACUCACACCGGGGAAAAGCCGUAUUUAUGUUUAGAGUGCGGGAAAAGAUUUACUACAAGUACAACUCUUGUUAAACACACAAGGACUCACACCGGGGAGAAGCCGUAUUCGUGUACAGAGUGUGGGAAGUGUUUUACUGAGAGUACAGCUCUUAUUUAUCACAAGAGGACUCACACGGGGGAGAAGCCGUAUUCAUGUACAGAUUGUGGGAAAUGUUUUACCGCAAAUUCAGCUCUUGUUACUCAUAAGAGAAUUCACACGGGGGAGAAGCCGUAUUCAUGUUCGGAAUGUGGAAAGUGUUUUAGUAGGAGUACAAUUCUUAUUAAUCACAUGAGAACUCACACAGGCGAGAGGCCGUAUUCAUGUUCAGAAUGUGGGAAAUGUUUCACUCUGGGAUCCAGUCUUGAGUUGCAUAAAAGAAUCCACACCGGGGAGAAGCCCUAUUCAUGUUCAGACUGCGGGAAAAGUUUUACUCAGCAGAGCGCUCUUAAACUUCAUAUGAAAACUCACACGUGGCUGGAGACACGGACUCCUCUCUCAUCCCUGAUCCUGUGUCUCUCUCCACUCUGUCCUCACACUUCCGCCCUGUGGUUCCCGCACUUCCGCUGUGUGCGUUCCAAGGCAGCCCAGCCGAUUCCUGGUUGCCAUAGUCACCGUAUAUUGAUGUGCGGAGCCACCACUAGAGGGAGACAGUCCCUCCGUGUUAGAAGAAGUGUCGGUGCAAGGCGCGGCGGCCAUUUUGUUGUAGCCAAGAACAGUUUGGCGAGUGCAACUGCUGAAAGAAACGUCUUCCUGGACAGUGGUGAUGGCAUAAUUGUGGCUGAAGAUGAAGAAGAUGCAUACCUGAUGGAUGAUGAAUUGUGUGACCAACACAUCAUGGGGGCACAUCUGUCAUCUGAUCCCUCCACACCUGGGGGGAGUUUUCCCGAUCGCUCACCUCCCAUCACCCAUCAUCCAGAUCAUAGAACAAGAACUCACACAGGAAAGGAUUCAUAUCUGUGUUCAGAUUGCGGGAGAUGUUUUACCACAAGUACAGCUCUUAUUAUUCACAAGAGGACUCACACCGGGGAAAAGCCAUAUUUAUGUUCAGAGUGUGGGAAAGGUUUUACAAUAAGUACAUUUCUUGUUAUUCACAAGAGAACUCACACAGGGGAGAAGCCAUAUUCAUGUUCAGAGUGCGGGAAAAGAUUUGCUACAAGUACAACUCUGGUUAAACACAAGAGGAUUCACACCGGGGAGAAGCCGUAUUUAUGUUUAGAGUGCGGGAAAAUAUUUGCUACAAGUACAACUCUGGUUAAACACAAGAGGACCCACACCGGGGAGAAGCCGUAUUUAUGUUCACAUUGCGGGAAAAUAUUUGCUACAAGUACAACUCUGGUUAAACACAAGAGGACUCACACCGGUGAUAAACCGUAUUCGUGCUCAGAGUGUGGGAAGUGUUUUACUGAAAAUUCCAGUCUUGUUACUCACAAGAGGACUCACACCGGAGAGAAGCCGUAUUUAUGUUCAGAGUGCGGAAAAAGAUUUACUAUAAGUACAACUCUUGUUACUCACAAGAGGACUCACACCGGAGAGAAGCCGUAUUUAUGUUCACAUUGCGGGAAAAGUUUUACUGCCAAUUCAUCUCUUGUUACUCAUAAGAGAAUUCACACGGGAGAGAAGCCGUAUCCAUGUGCGGAAUGUGGAAAGUGUUUUAGUAGGAGGACAAUUCUUAAUAAUCACAUAAGAACUCACACCGGGGAGAAGCCGUAUUCAUGUUCAGAGUGCGGGAAAAGUUUCACUCAGCAUAGAACUCUUAAACUUCAUAUGAGGACUCACACUUGUCCGGAUCCUGCAGAGAAGUGUUACAUGUGUCCAGAGUGCGGAAAAUGUUUCACCCGGAAGUCAACGCUUAUGUCUCACCUGCGAAAUCACACAGGCGAGAGGCCGUAUUCCUGCUCCCAGUGCGGGAAAAGUUUUAACACAAAUUCCCAUCUUCACCGACAUCAGAGAGUCCACACCGGGGAGAAGCCGUUUUUCUGUUCAGAGUGCGGGAAAAGUUUUACUACGAGUACAGCCCUUGUGAAUCACAAGAGAACUCACACCGGGGAGAAGCCCUAUUCGUGUUUGGAAUGCGGGAAAUGUUUUAGCGCCUCUUCAGCUCUUAUUUAUCACAAGAAGAUUCACACAGGGGUAAAGCCGUAUUCCUGUUCAGAAUGUGGAAAAUGUUUUUUUUACAAAUUCAGCUGUUGUUUAUCACAAGAGGAGAAGCAUGAUGGAGAGAAGCCGUAUUCAUGUUCUGAAUGCGGGAAAUGUUUUAUCGAGAGUUCAGCUCUCAUUACUCACAAGAGAUCUCACACGGGGGAGAAGCCCUAUUAAUGUUUGGAGUGCGGGAAAAGUUUUAGUAUGAAUUCAACUCUUGUUAAUCACAUGAGAACUCACACAGGGGAGAGGCCGUAUUCAUGUUCAGAAUGUGGCAAAUGUUUUACUCGGGGGUCCCGUCUUGAACUACAUAAGAGAAUUCACACGGGGGAGAAGCCCUAUACGUGUUCGGAGUGCGGGAAAUGUUUUAGCCAGCAGAGCAAUCUUAAAUUACACGAGAGGACUCACACUGGAGAGAAGCCGUAUUCAUGUCAGGAUUGCGGGAAAUGCUUUAAGGCGAGCUCAGCUCUCGUCGCUCACAAGAGAACUCACACGGAGGAGAAGUCAUAG
Molecule: messenger RNA, 4739 nt
Organism: Nanorana parkeri
Lineage: Eukaryota; Metazoa; Chordata; Amphibia; Anura; Dicroglossidae
Product: zinc finger protein 845-like
Source: RefSeq, a predicted model, not a curated record